Messenger RNA from Nicotiana tabacum (common tobacco), 2196 nucleotides. The record is from RefSeq and is a predicted model, not a curated record. Lineage: Eukaryota; Viridiplantae; Streptophyta; Magnoliopsida; Solanales; Solanaceae.
AAGAAGUGGGCUAGCCCAUACAAGGCGAUCAGCGAAGGGUACAGGCUUACAGCCAUAAACCGACACCCACUCUACAUUUUCCACUGUUCUUCUUGUCAAUCCUCUACUUCUUUCUGCUACAAACUUUCAUCAUUUUCCAAUGCCAUAGCCUCAUUCCUCAAUCAUUGGAACUACCCGUUUUCUUCCUCCACUCCAAAAUCCCAAACCAAACCCCUCAAAUUCAAAAUCCCAAAUUCAUCCAACAGCAACCUCAAAGUCAUGUCUUCACACGCUUUCACUACUAUGUCUGACCUGGACAACAUAGACUUAGACCCUGAGGAUUUCAAAUCAUGUCUACCCUUAAAAAAAGUCCCAUACGGCGACGUUUUCGAAGCGUCAAGAGCCGGGGACGUCGGCCGGCUAAAAUACCUGUUAGAGUCAGGUGUGAAUGUGAAUGCGAGAGACCAAUGGGAUUCAGUGGCACUAUAUUAUGCUUGUCUUGCUGGUCACCUUGAUGCUGCCCGAAUGUUAUUGGAAAGUGGUGCUAUUUGUUCCGAACAUACUUUUGAUGGUGACCGUUGCCAUUACGCUGCCCUUAAUCUUAAAGUUAGGAAAUUGCUUAAAGCCUUUGAAGCUCGUCCUCCGCCACUUGGACCUUUGCAAGCUGCUUUAAGAGAUACUUUUUUGGCUUGUUGGGCUAAUAGGAACUAUUUGGAACAAUCCGAAGGUCAAGUUCCUAUUUCGGGUAAUUCAGAAAAUGGAGGAUCCAGCCCCAGCCACUUUCCUCCAGAUGUUGUAUUCUAUGCGCAUGGUAGGCCUAUUGAAGCUCACAGAGUAAUCUUGACUGCACGUUCGCCUUUCUUCAAAAAGAAAUUUCAGACUGAGUGGAAGGAUAGAAAGGAAAUACGGUUCUCAAGGGAAAAACUGUCUUAUCAUGCUCUUUAUAGCCUCAUCCAUUUCUUUUAUUCCGACAGACUUGAUAUAGCAGUAGAUGACAUGGAAGAUCUUGUCAGAAUUUGCAAAGUUUGCAAAUGCCAUUCACUACAGAAAGUCCUCGAGAAAGAAUUGAUUCAUCAAAAAUAUGCCGAGUACAAGGCACUAAGGGACGUGGAUAACUCCCAAAAGCGGUUCAUCUUGCAGGGAAUCUCUCUCCCAGAAGAGGACCGUCUUCCCAAUGCUUUGCAUAAAUCCCUUCAAAUUUCUCUUGUGAAUUCCAACAGAGAGCAGAACUUGAGCCUUGAUGUUGAUGGUCUUGUAUGCCUUGUCAGUUCAAUGCAGAUUAGUGAGUAUGAAGAUGAUCUGGCAGAUGUUUGUGUCAGAGUUGAUAAGAAGAUUUUUCGUUGCCAUCAAGUUGUCUUAGCAUCAAGGUCUGAAUAUUUUAAAGCGAGGUUGUCGCGCAUGAAGGAUUUUCUGGAAGGAAGAGAUCGUUUACCUGAUAAUGCACUUCCAUGCAUUGAGGAACAUGAUUUGACCGUUGGAGCUUUUGAGAAANUCCUGUGCUUGUUUCAGUUGUUUCAUCUUCAACCACUUGCUAACAAAAUCAUAUUUUUGUUGACCAGGUAUACUGAUGGAUUAAAGGACAUUGACCCUGAUCAAGCUGAAGAGAUGUUUGAUGCUGCUUCGAGGUACCUGUUGUUUCCACUUAAACGUGUCGUAGCAGAUGCGCUGCUGCCACAUUUGGAAAUGGUUCCUCCUGUUGAGUUGUGCCAUUGGCUGGUAUUAUCAGACAUGUAUGGUGUUUUUAAGAUUCGGGAGUAUUGUCUAGACGCAAUGGCAUGUAACUUUGAGACAUUUGCGGAUACUCAAGAGUUUAGGGCAAUGCUUUUGACCCUCCCACCACCAUCUGGGGAUUCAUCACUUCGUACAACUGCCCCGAGUGCUCCAGGAGCUGAGAUGAACACAGCUGAAGGAAACCUUUUAGAUGAUUUGCGAGAGAAAUGGCUAGAAGCUGAAGCCGCUGAACUUGAUGAGAGAGAUGAGAGUGCAUUACUUUUUGACAAGCGCCUUGAGAUGCUGAUGCAUAUUGCAGAACAAGAAAAAGCUGAUGAACUUGAAUGUAAUGCAAGUAGCAUCGUGCCACCUUCAGUGGUUGCACCAAAUGAACAAGAACCCAUAUGAAUUUUAUUUCUUUAUUUUUUGAAUCUUAUAAAUGUGCCGUUUGUUAAUGUACCAAAGGAGGAUUUCACAACAGGAAAUAAAAGUGAUCUUAUAUGUGAA